Molecule: messenger RNA, 907 nt
Organism: Gekko japonicus
Lineage: Eukaryota; Metazoa; Chordata; Lepidosauria; Squamata; Gekkonidae
Gene: LEP
Product: leptin
Exons: 3
Coding region: 80-574 (164 amino acids)
Biological process (GO): signal transduction
Cellular component (GO): extracellular region
Molecular function (GO): hormone activity
Source: RefSeq, a predicted model, not a curated record
GCCGCCCGCCGGGAGGAGACGACAGCCGCCGCCGCCGCCGCCGCCACAGGGACCCCGAGAGAGGAGGAGGAGGAGGAAGAUGAGCGGCCCGACCGUCGCCCUGCGCGGCAUCCUGGGACUCUGCCUGGCCGCCCUCUACAGCGCGCUGGUGGGCGCCGACCCCAGCGCCGACAUCAAGGCCCUAGCAGACGUCACCGUGUCCCGGCUGGAGGCGUUCCCCGAGGUGACCAUGAGUAUCAGCGGCUUGGAGUUCAUCCCGGAGGCGUCCCCGGCCCCCCAGCUGGGGCCCAUCGACCAGGCCCUCGGCGUCUUCCAGGAGGUCCUGGGCCAGAUGCUCGCCCACGAGCCGGCCGGGCAAGUGCUCAACGACGUGGAGAACCUGCGGAGCCUCCUGCAGCGCAGGGCCAGCGCCCUGGGCUGCGCCCUCGACACCCCUUCCUCGCAGGUCGACCAGGGCCAGCUCCAGGCCCUCCUGGCCGACUCCGCCUUCAGCGUCGUCACAGCCACCUUCAACCGGCUCCGGGGCCUCCUGCGCUUCCUCAUCGGCCACAUGGACGAGGUCCAGAGCUGCUAGGAGGGGGGCGCGAAGCCCACCCACCCCCGCGCCAGGGCCUGUCCCGGCCGGCCUCUCCCUGCGCCAGGGCCAAACUGUGGGCUGCUUGUGUAAAGUGCCGAGUCAAUAAACAAGAGCCAACACCAGUGUGUCCUUUGAGCUUAAAGACUUUUACAUCGUCGGCCGCCAGUGAGGAUCGACCAUCUUGAACUUUCUUAAGAUUGAACUGUAGAGCACCAUUUUAGUUAAAUCAAAUCAAGAUGUAUUUGAAGUUUUAAUGUAACAUGUGUUUUAUUCUCGGCGCUUGCCGCUUGUUUGCCGCCCUGAGCCGUACGGGUAGGGCGGGAUAUAAAU